Molecule: messenger RNA, 2083 nt
Organism: Arachis duranensis
Lineage: Eukaryota; Viridiplantae; Streptophyta; Magnoliopsida; Fabales; Fabaceae
Exons: 14
Coding region: 312-1715 (467 amino acids)
Source: RefSeq, a predicted model, not a curated record
AAGGCAAAGCAACAAACACACUCAGAGAAAAGGGAAAGAAAAAGAAAGGAACAUAAAAAGAAAUUACUGGAAAAAAAAAAAAAGAAAAGAGGGAAAAAAUCUCGUGUUGUUUUUGUAUUGUAUCUUUGUAUUUAACGCUUUCAGCUUCAGUUUGUUGUUCCAAAGUCACUCUCUUUGCAACCUCCGAGGAAUUUCAUCUCUCUUCUCUCUCUCUCUCUCUCUCUCAUACACAAAAAGGAAGCAGCUUGUGUCAGCAGCAACAAGUGCCUUCUGUUUUCUCUUCUCCGUUUUCUUUUUUGUUGCCGGAAAAAAUGCUGGUUCGGAGGAGGGUAAUGAGUUGGAGGAGGGUGGCGAAGUCCCUCAAAGCUCUCUUAGCGCAUGCCUUGCUAUUCACCUUCUCUCUUCUGCUUGCUCUCAAGCUUGACCAUGUUCUUCACUCUUCAUGGUGGAUUGUAUUUUCCCCUCUAUGGCUUUUCCAUGCCAUGAUAGCGCGAGGCAGGUUUUCCUUGCCUGCUCCUUCAAUGCCUCAUGGUCGCCAAUGGGCUCCUUCUCAUUCAGUCGUAGCAACGCCAUUACUUGUUGCAUUUGAGAUUCUUCUGUGUAUACAUCUUGGGAGCAGUUAUGUUGUAAAUUUGAAGAUUGUCUUCUUGCCCCUGAUAGCUUUUGAACUAGCUAUUUUGGUUGAUAACAUCAGGAUGUGUAGGGCUUUGAUGCCUGGAGAUGACGAAAAUUUGACUGAUGAAGCAGUAUGGGAAACACUUCCUCACUUCUGGAUUUCAAUAGCCAUGGUCUUCCUUAUUGCUGCUACAGUAUUCACCCUUCUAAAGAUUUCUGGUGAUGUAGCUGCUUUAGGCUGGUGGGACUUAUUUAUUAACUUCUGUGUUGCACAGUGCUUUGCCUAUCUUGUUUGUACAAAAUGGCAUAAUCCAACAAUCCAUGGAGAUUGCCAUAUUACAGAACCAUGUUCAUCCUCCAGUUCCAUAACAUAUCUGGACUGGAAUAGAAGAGGCUUAGUAGUUUCCUGUGAUGAAGAUGACCAGCAAUACGGGUUAUGCAGUCGGCAGAACAUUGGUGGUCACAUUAUGAAAAUUCCAUUCAUUGCUUUCCAAAUUCUUCUUAUCAUGCAUUUAGAGGGAACACCAUCGAGUGCAAGGGAUAUAUCGAAUAGGGUCAUUUUUUCCCCACUUCUAUUGUUGCAAGGUGUUGGGGUUUUAUAUGCAUUGUGUAGAUCAGUAGAGAAGAUAGUUCUUUUAGUCUACACUGGAGAUAUUCCUAGAAGUUACUCAUCUGUAGCAUCAAAAGCCUUUGAUUGUUUCGGGUUCUUCCAUCGUGGGGCAAGGUUGCUGGGUUGGUGGUCCAUAGAUGAAGGGAGUAGGGAGGAAGAAGCUCGACUUUAUUUUUCCGGCACUUCUGGGUACAAUACUUUCUCCCCUGAUACGGUGAAGAAGAUGCCUAGAACAGAUCUCGUUGAGGAGAUUUUUAGGCUACAAGCUGCACUGGGUGAGCAGACACAAGUUACAAAGUUUAGCCAAGAGGAGUAUGAAAGACUUCAAAAUGAGAAGAUCUUAUGUAGGGUUUGCUUUGAAGAGCAGAUUAAUGUUGUCUUGCUUCCCUGCAGGCAUCACAUUAUUUGCAGUACUUGCUGUGAGAAAUGUAAGAGAUGCCCCGUAUGCCGAGUCAACAUCGAAGAACGGAUGCCUGUAUAUGAUGUGUAGACCGAGUUCAAUGAAGAUGUAUAGAGAGAUAUCCUAAUCCUGUUGACCAUUCUGGCUUGUGUUUUUAGAUGAAACAAGCACACAUGGGAGUACCAGUUUCUCUCCUCAUAGUUAUAGUCAUGAUGAGCAUUGAACAGAAGGAAGUUGUAUAUACUUUUUUUAGUUAUAGUGCAUUGAUGCAAUUCGUAUUAAGGAAGAUUUCCAUUCAUAGGAACAUUGUUUUUUUUUUAAUACAUACAGCAAAAAUGGGAAGCAUGGUCAAGGUCAUUGUUGAAGUGUGUAUAUGAAUUCAGAAUAACAUGCAGUUGAGGAUUCAUAUCCAUUCCAACAUAACUAUUGAGGCUUGUUUGCAGUUUGUUACCUUAAAA